AUGGCACUCAACAAGAUCAACGCCGCGCCCCGAGCUUCGGAUAGUUCCGAUUUCUAUCAAUAUCGUCAAUCUCAACAGGUCAACCAAAAGAAAGCAACGGCGGGACCGCACCACCCAGACAAAGAUAGGCUAUUUCUAACAGAAUUUCAUCAUUCCUUACCAGCUUCUGCCUAUAAUACGCAGCCUAUCUUUUCGGUGAGCCGGUACACAGCAAGUCCCUUCAACCUAGUUACACCGAGUUCACGCUACUUCCCUUCCCAAUAUCCACAUCAUAAGGCGAGAUAG
This is a messenger RNA of Botrytis fragariae, 285 nucleotides long. RefSeq lists its product as uncharacterized. The record is from RefSeq and is a predicted model, not a curated record. The transcript has 2 exons. Bases 1 to 285 code for a protein of 94 amino acids. Lineage: Eukaryota; Fungi; Ascomycota; Leotiomycetes; Helotiales; Sclerotiniaceae.